Anopheles marshallii is the source of this 246-nucleotide messenger RNA. Its product is annotated as reactive oxygen species modulator 1. Gene Ontology annotation, cellular component: TIM23 mitochondrial import inner membrane translocase complex. Gene Ontology annotation, biological process: protein import into mitochondrial matrix; protein insertion into mitochondrial inner membrane. The record is from RefSeq and is a predicted model, not a curated record. The coding region runs from base 1 to 246 and encodes 81 amino acids. The transcript is spliced from 2 exons. NCBI's taxonomy places the organism in Eukaryota, Metazoa, Arthropoda, Insecta, Diptera, Culicidae.
AUGCCGGCGGUCCCAGGAAGUGUUUACAAUCAGAACCAGCAGCCGAGCUGUUUUGAUCGGAUGAAGAUGGGUUUCACGAUUGGAUUCUGUGUGGGAAUGGCCAGCGGUGCACUGUUCGGAGGCUUUUCUGCCUUAAGAUAUGGAUUGCGCGGCCGAGAGCUUAUCAACAACGUUGGUAAAGUUAUGGUGCAAGGAGGUGGAACCUUUGGCACCUUUAUGGCAAUUGGAACUGGCAUUCGUUGCUAA